Molecule: messenger RNA, 1089 nt
Organism: Symbiodinium sp. CCMP2592
Lineage: Eukaryota; Dinophyceae; Suessiales; Symbiodiniaceae
Source: the annotation of a GenBank genome assembly
AUGUUGCUGCCGUUUCUCCCCUGCUCAAACUGCUUCUCCAACUUCUUCCCCAACCGCGUCCUACGCCGCUGCGCUAUGUUCACGGCUUGGGCAGCAGCUCCAGGGACGGGCUUCUGGAGUCCCAGCGCUUGGCCUUGUUUGUCUGUGAGAUCUACGCACCCAGCGCAUUCGCGCUGCGGGCUUCUCGAGAGAGAUCCCAUGCUUUGGCUCCUGCUUUCUUCAACGGCAGUCUAUGUUUGGGCGAGCAGGAUCGAGGUCCAGACGAGAGCUUCAAGCAAGGAGUCUCUUUGGGAGUUUGAGUUGACCGGCUCCUGGGAUAUAGCCGGAAGCAUCGAAGACGACCGUGUUUCGGUGCGGUCCACACGGCUCAGCGACGACGAGAUGUACCGCAUCUACGACCUGCAGGUGAAGACCAGCAAAGUACCACACUUCACUGACAGCUUGAAGGAGGAGUUGGAAGCCAUUCCGGACCCCUUGGAUCGCACAAGGGAGAGGGCGAUGAUUCUUUCAAACGGCCAAAAGUACCUCGACCUUGGCCUCUCGGGCAAAGGUUGGUUCAAGCACGCCGGCAUCCUGGAGCCCUCGGUGCUCACGGUGGCCACGGAGGGGAAGAGCUUGAGGGAGCUGACCACGAAAGUCCUCCAGAAGGCCAUGUCCUCAGUCAAGAAGAAAGUCGAAGGAAAUUGGACUACGGUUGUCGAGGAUGGCGUGUUUCACAUCGGGGCGCAUUACAAAGGUGAAGGAAAGGGCUGGGGCUGGGGCUGGGGCCCGAUGCCUUGGUUCCCGAAGGGAUUCGGCAAGGGCAAGGGCUGGCGCCGUGGGCCCAGGAUUGAUCCCGCCAUGAAGAUUUGGAUCGGGAACCUCCCGGAAGAUGCCACAUGGAAGGAUCUCCAGACCCUCGGAAACACCGCCGGCACGACGCGCUGGGUGGAGGUCUUCCAAGGAAAAGGCAAGGGAACCGGAAUGAUCGCCUACAAGACAGCCGAAGAGGCGGCAGCAGCCAUGCAGUCUCUUCCUGGCCAGACCAUCAAUGGUCAGCCGAUCCAGGUGGACGCCUGGCAGAAGGCGGAUCCCCCUGCGGAGUCGUGA